This is a messenger RNA of Microtus ochrogaster (prairie vole), 7010 nucleotides long. RefSeq names its product contactin 2 (gene Cntn2). Gene Ontology annotation, biological process: cell-cell adhesion; axon guidance; brain development. Gene Ontology annotation, cellular component: plasma membrane; axon. Gene Ontology annotation, molecular function: cell-cell adhesion mediator activity. NCBI's taxonomy places the organism in Eukaryota, Metazoa, Chordata, Mammalia, Rodentia, Cricetidae. The record is from RefSeq and is a predicted model, not a curated record.
AGCGCAUCCUGAUGCAGAGAUGCUGCAGUGGCUUGGGGCGCGCACACACUUACGCACCCUCGCCCGCUGCCGCUGCGCCAGGACAGCCAGUGGCUAAGGCCGGCGGGGCCAAGCAGCCGCGAGGCUGGCGGCAGGGUCUGCUCACCGGGUGGCAGCAGCGUUGCCCCAGCCAACACCCUUCCCGCACUCCAGGUGCCUCUCUGUCUCCAGUUGAUUCUUCUGGAGCUGGGCUUUGGUUCCUGCCCUCUGGACUCUGCCUGAAACACCCACCAUGGGAACACACAGCAGGAAAAAGUCAUGCUCGCUGCUGCUGGUGCUGGCUACAGUGGCCCUGGCCUCCUCUCCAGGAUGGAGUUUUGGCCAGGGAACCCCAGCUACCUUUGGACCUGUUUUCGAAGACCAGCCUGUAGGCUUGCUGUUCCCAGAGGAAUCCACAGAGGAUCAGGUGACACUGGCAUGCCGUGCCCGAGCUAGCCCUCCAGCCACCUAUAGGUGGAAGAUGAAUGGCACUAUUAUGAACCUGGAACCCGGUUCCCGUUACCAGCUGAUGGGGGGCAACCUGGUCAUCAUGAGCCCCACCAAGGCACAGGAUGCUGGUGUCUACCAGUGCCUAGCCUCAAACCCAGUGGGCACUGUCGUCAGCAAGGAGGCGGUCCUCCGCUUCGGCUUUCUGCAGGAAUUCUCCAAGGAAGAGAGAGACCCGGUGAAAACCCACGAGGGCUGGGGGGUGAUGCUGCCCUGUAACCCACCUGCCCACUACCCAGGUUUGUCCUACCGCUGGCUCCUCAAUGAGUUCCCCAACUUCAUCCCAACGGAUGGGCGUCACUUCGUGUCCCAGACCACAGGAAACCUCUACAUUGCUCGGACCAAUGCCUCAGACCUAGGCAACUACUCUUGUCUGGCCACCAGCCACAUGGACUUCUCCACCAAGAGUGUCUUCAGCAAGUUCGCGCAGCUCAACCUGGCGGCUGAAGAUCCCCGACUCUUUGCUCCCAGCAUCAAAGCCAGGUUCCCCCCAGAGACCUAUGCACUGGUUGGGCAGCAGGUCACCCUGGAGUGCUUUGCCUUUGGGAACCCUGUUCCCAGGAUCAAGUGGCGUAAAGUGGACGGUUCUUUGUCCCCGCAGUGGGCCACAGCAGAGCCCACCCUGCAGAUCCCCGGCGUGAGCUUUGAAGAUGAGGGUACCUAUGAAUGUGAGGCAGAGAAUUCUAAGGGCCGUGACACCGUCCAGGGACGCAUCAUUGUGCAGGCUCAGCCUGAGUGGCUCAAGGUGAUCUCAGACACAGAAGCCGACAUUGGUUCCAACCUGCAUUGGGCCUGUGCAGCAGCAGGCAAGCCUCGGCCCAUGGUGCGCUGGCUGAGAAAUGGGGAGCCUCUGGCCUCCCAGAACCGAGUGGAGGUCUUGGCUGGGGACCUGCGAUUCUCUAAGCUGAGCCUGGAGGACUCGGGCAUGUACCAGUGUGUGGCGGAAAACAAACAUGGCACUAUCUAUGCCAGCGCCGAGCUGGCUGUGCAAGCCCUGGCCCCCGACUUCAGGCAGAACCCUGUGAGACGGCUGAUCCCCGCUGCUCGCGGGGGAGAAGUCAGCAUCCCCUGCCAGCCGCGCGCAGCCCCAAAGGCUACCGUGCUUUGGAGCAAGGGCACUGAGAUUUUGGGGAACAGUUCCAGAGUGACUGUAACCUCAGAUGGCACCUUGAUUAUCAGAAACAUCAGUCGAUCGGAUGAAGGCAAAUACACCUGCUUUGCUGAGAAUUUCAUGGGCAAAGCUAACAGUACUGGGAUCCUGUCUGUGCGUGAUGCAACCAAGAUCACUCUAGCGCCUUCGAGUGCUGACAUCAACGUGGGUGAUAACCUGACCCUCCAGUGCCAUGCCUCCCAUGACCCCACCAUGGACCUCACCUUCACCUGGACCCUGGAUGACUUUCCCAUUGACUUUGAUAAGCCUGGAAGUCACUACCGGAGGGCCAGUGUGAAGGAAACUGUUGGGGACCUGACUAUCCUGAAUGCCCAGCUACGCCACGGAGGGAAGUACAUGUGCAUGGCCCAGACAGUGGUGGAUGGUGCAUCCAAGGAGGCCACAGUCCUGGUCCGAGGUCCCCCAGGUCCCCCAGGAGGUGUGGUAGUGAGAGACAUCGGAGACACCACUGUCCAGGUUAGCUGGAGUCGUGGCUUUGACAAUCACAGCCCCAUUGCCAAGUAUACGCUGCAAGCUCGCACUCCUCCUGCUGGGAAGUGGAAGCAGGUUCGGACCAAUCCUGUGAACAUCGAGGGCAAUGCCGAGACUGCCCAGGUAUUGGGUCUCAUGCCUUGGAUGGACUACGAGUUUCGGGUUUCAGCUAGCAACAUCUUGGGCACCGGGGAGCCCAGCGGGCCGUCCAGCCGAAUCCGGACCAAGGAAGCAGUUCCCUCAGUGGCACCAUCAGGACUCAGCGGAGGGGGCGGAGCCCCUGGAGAGCUCACUAUCAACUGGACUCCCAUGUCACGGGAGUACCAGAAUGGAGAUGGCUUCGGCUACCUGCUGUCCUUCCGCAGGCAAGGCAGCUCCAGUUGGCAGACUGCCCGGGUGCCCGGUGCUGAUGCCCAAUACUACGUCUACAGCAAUGACAGCAUCCAUCCCUACACACCCUUUGAGGUCAAGAUCCGAAGCUACAAUCGCCAGGGGGAUGGGCCUGAGAGCCUCACUGCGCUGGUGUACUCAGCAGAGGAAGAGCCCAGGGUGGCCCCUGCCAAGGUCUGGGCCAAGGGGACCUCAUCCUCAGAGAUGAACGUGAGCUGGGAGCCUGUGCAGCAGGACAUGAAUGGCAUUCUCCUGGGGUACGAGAUCCGCUACUGGAAAGCCGGAGACAAAGAAGCAGCUGCUGAUCGCGUGAGGACCGCAGGGCUAGACACUACCGCCCGAGUCACUGGCUUGUACCCCAACACCAAGUAUCACGUAACUGUGAGGGCCUACAACCGCGCUGGCACUGGACCAGCCAGCCCUUCAGCCGAUGCCAUGACCAUGAAGCCCCCACCACGACGACCGCCUGGCAACAUCUCCUGGACUUUCUCAAGCUCCAGUCUCAGCCUGAAGUGGGACCCUGUGGUACCACUCCGAAACGAAUCCACAGUCACUGGCUACAAGAUGCUGUAUCAGAAUGACUUCCACCCAACUCCUACACUCCACCUCACCAACAAGAACUGGAUAGAAAUCCCAGUGCCUGAAGACAUAGGGCACGCCCUGGUACAGAUUCGAACCACAGGGCCGGGAGGGGAUGGGAUCCCAGCAGAAGUCCACAUCGUGAGAAAUGGAGGCACAAGCAUGAUGGUGGAGAAUUCUGCAGUCCGUCCCACCCGUCCUGGCCCCUUGCUCUCCGGUGUGGUGAUACUGAUGCUCACUGGCUUCCAGAAGCUCUGAUCUGAUCACUGCCUGCCACACCCAAGCUGGACACCCACCCUAGCGGACACAGCUCCCCCUCCGACGCCAAGGUUGUCUAACACUGUGCCUGAGAGUGGUUGGCUUAGACCCAACAGUACCCUUUAUGUAGGAGGUAGGGUAUCUCUAUUCUGCCACAGGAUAGAAACCAUGCAAGGAAUUUUUCUUUGAAUCAGGAGGCACUGGGCAGUGACUUUCAUGAUUAACACUGGGCCCAAUGCCUGGACCCCUUGGGGUCCUGGACAGAAUGAACAGGCCUUUGGACAGAAGGCAUUUGAUAUACAUCUUCAGAUCAAGCGGAUGGCCCUCUGGGGUCACAUGUGGGCACUGCCAUCUGAGACAAAGGUUCCAGGCCCAGCAGGAACAUAGACAGCAGCAGGCUGAAAACAUGGUCUGUAAGUUUCCCUCUCUGGAGCAGAGGGACCUGCCUUCUAGUCCUCGCUGGAGAAGCAGCGCAGCUGGUCCCGGCCUGGUCUUCCAUGGCUCCCAGGCAGUCCUUCCUGUUUGGUAGCCAACAACCAGACCCCAGGUUACUGGGGAGAGGAGCUCCAAAGGGUUGAGAGGCUACAGCCCCUGAUGGAAAGGGUACCAGCCUGGGGCCAAGGUCUAUUCAUCACGCAGUGGCACUGCCCUCUCAGCCAGCACUGCCAACCCAACCCUGUCACCCUCCAGACUGGAUGACGGAGUGACGGAGCCACUCUAGGUGGCUAGGGGACUAAAGGGCUUGUCUUGCGGUGUUGCCUUGCCCCAUUGAGAUGCCUCCUUCCUGGCCCCUCCAGGGUAUGGGCAGGAGCCCAGCUGAAUGCCACUCUUCCCUUCAGCUCUGCCACAGACGUAUGCCUGCCUCCACCUCCCAUAAUUGCAGGCCCUGGAAACCAACCCUCAACACAGCAUCCAUCCUCCCUCCGUCCUGGGAUGGAAAGGCCUCUGAAAUGGGCCAGCAUUAAUGUGGCCAUGCCUGCUUCCAGGAGUAUCCUCCACCACCUGGCCACAAAUGCUCCCUAAGCUGCCUAGAUUACUCUCUCAAGUCCCCAGAAGAAAAGGGGGUUAAUAAAGGGGGCAGCCUACCUUGAGUUCGGGGUACAUUACCAGUGCAGACCAGACUACCAGAACUGAGGAGGCCUUAUAACUCAGCUGGCCCACACUCGGUCCUUAACAGAUGAGGAAAUGGAGGUUCAGAGGGGCUUAGGGACUUCCUAUGGUCCCAUGACCUGUAAGUGACAAGACUUGGUCAAGCACCAGAGUCUCCUGCCUACCUGUGGGAGGCAUCCUCGUCACUAAGGUGGCCGAGGCCUCUGGAGGAUGAGCCCUCUGCUUCGAGAGGUCCCGGCUGUGAGAAGAUCAGCGUGGAUGAGGCAGACUUCUGCUGGGAACUCAGGAAGUGAUGCUGGCCGGAAGCUUCUCAGGCCCUCCAAGAGGAGAGGCCAAAGCAAGGACAAGAGUUCCCGAGACCAGGACCCUGCGGCAGCAUGGCCAGGAAACCCCGGUGUCCACACCUAGGCCCACAGGAACUGCAGGGCAGGCGUCUCAAGAGGCAGCUGCCCUGUUGCUCCAUGGCCCAUUUCUGUAGUUUACAGUUAGAGCUCUAUUUUGUUAUGGGUUUUUAAACUUUACACCUUGCUCUGUUUUCCUGGGCAGGUUUAUGUUAGGAUUUACCCACCACAAUUUUUUAAAGACGUAUACUCACACACCUCCUCCCUACUGCCCCCAAUCCAACCCCUAGCUAGGGACUGCUUUCCUCGAACUGAUCAAAUUCCCCUCUCCUGCUCCUGGCACCUCACAUACAAGGGUGCUAGGGGCUCAGCCAUGUGAUCAUUCUCCCUCACCAGGACCCCAAAGUUAGUGUAGCAUCCUUCUCUACCCUACACUGGCUAAGAUUUGGCUCGGGCCUAGCCCUGGAAAGGGGAACAGAAAGAAACCCUCCAAGGUUUAUCUAUGUCCCACUGCCUUGGGCUGCAGGAGGGAUGCUAGAGAAGACAGCCAGUGGCUGGGCACUUAGGAUUGUAGAGAAGUGGGUAUCUAGAGCGAGCUGGUUUGGUUCUGGACCUAGCUCGGGAGGUGGGAGGAGGCUGCCCCUUUUCUUCUGACAAGGUCCAUGAAAAGCAGGCAGGCUGCUGGGAGACCAGAGAAGACUUAGCCUUGGGCAGGCAGAAUUUGUUUGGGGGGAUGCGGAGCGGUGCCAGCCGUCUGGGGUAGUCUGGGGGCUCCAAGUGGAGUGUUAGUGACAGCGUCACAAGACCAGAGGUGACUCACUUGUAAAUAGAAAGACUCUUGUUGAGGAAACUUGGACCCUGACUGGCUUAGAAAAGAGGGCUAGAUUAAAUGGCUUCUCAGAGACUUCCUGGCCAGGCUUGGGAGGUUGGUGGGCUUGCUCCUGCUGUGGUCAUGACUGUUAGGUUCCAUCCAUGCACAUUAAACUACAAGAGAUAAAAAGGGACAGCCACAAAUAAGUACUCUGCAGAUGUCUCUUGAGGGACAGGGAAGUGCUCUCUGUUCUGUCCGUACAAGGGCUCAGGCCACCACUGAGCUAUCUGCUCCUUGCCAUGUGAUGGUGUCUGAUGGUGUGGAUGAAGAGAGUGGUUCUGCCAUCCCGGGUGGCAGGUGACUUCCAACAGCAGGGGAGCAGGGAGGCUAUGGGGCUUGGCAAAGGACAGGAGAGGACAAAGCCAAGGGCAGAAAUGCCUGAAGGAAUGAGGAAGGGGCUUCUUUUGAGUAAGCUCUGAGGAAUUCUGAGUGCUCUUGCAGGAUCUAGGAUGACUGAAGGGGUGGGAGGUGCUGAGUCCUUCUGGAGCUGAGAUCUUAAGAAUCAAAACGCCUAACACAGGAAAGCCUUAGCGGUGCCAUCUGCUAUGGUCCCCACAGCUUAACAAAGCCAUCAAAGGGACUCAUCCACCACAGAGCAGUCCUUACCCACUAGUGCCUUCCCCCAUGGGCAUUGCCUCUCCGCAGUCCCCAAAGCCAUCCUUGCCUGUGCUCUGGCCAAGAGCUCAAUGUGGCUAAUGAGGUUUUCCUCCCCUCAUGCCUUUUCCAGGGGCACCAUUCUUUUCCUAGUGUCGAAUAGCCAAUAGGACUCCUGCAUGCCAAGGGACAGCGGUGUGCUCAUACCUGUUACUAGUUCAAGUGUGGUGUCCUGUCUCGCUAGCCAAGACCAAACCUGGUGAGGGGUCUCUGGGUAGGAUUAAGUGGGACCCUAAAGGAUGUCAAGAAGCUCACUGGAAACAGUGCUGGGAGCUGGGAAUGGAGUUGUACCAUUUGAACCUGUACAUAUGAUCACAGCCUCUGGGAAAGCAGGGCUUUAAAGGAAAACUGUAGAGGAACAAAAUAGGCCAGUCAGCUUUGUCCAGGUCCAGGAAGCCCCAGCGGCCUACGGCCUACAGUUUCUUUAGAGGAGACUCCACCUGCCUUGGCACCAGAUGCCUCCAAGUCAGCCCCCACUUCAGAGCCUGGACAGCUCUGAUCUCAGGGCUUCGCUGGCCCACGGAUGAUAGUUCCUGUUCAGAUGCGACCCCUCCACCCCAGCCCGCUGUUCACUCUUGUAAUAGUUAUUUAUUGACUCUGGUAGCAAGCAGUUCUUAAAUAAAGGUGUUUUCUCAACUUG